Molecule: messenger RNA, 1692 nt
Organism: Thecamonas trahens ATCC 50062
Lineage: Eukaryota; Apusomonadida; Apusomonadidae
Exons: 3
Coding region: 1-1692 (563 amino acids)
Molecular function (GO): protein binding; 2-oxoglutarate-dependent dioxygenase activity
Source: RefSeq, a predicted model, not a curated record
AUGAACCGAGGACACAGCACCCGUCCUUUCGCCCCCGCCCUCGCCCUUGCAUUCACCCUCGUCCUCGCCCUUGCCCUCGCCCUCGCCGUCUCCGCCACGGGCACUCUGCCAGCAGCUGCUACUGACCAGGCUACUGACCAGGCCUCCGACAGCGGUGACACACUUGACGAGCUGGAUGUUAUGGACAGUGGCAGGUACAUGACUGAUGAUGCUGGUGUCGAUAACCGUGAUGAGCUGUCGGAGGAAGACAUGGCCGCUAUCGAGGCUGAGUUUGCUGCCGCAGAGGCCUUGCUCAUUCGGGCCCAUCGCGGCGAACGAUGGCUGCUGGGAAAGGCAAAGAAGGGCUUUGAGGCCAUCGUGGCAAAGGCUAAUGCUCACGUGCCCUCGCUCUAUGCUCUGGGUGACAUUGCCCUUCGCUCUGGCCAUGCACUCGAGGCUCGCGAUCUGGCUCAAGCCAUUCUUGUUAACGAUCCCUUCCACAUCGAUGCCUAUCGCAUGUACGCCUACGCCUCGACGCCAUCACCCGACAAGGUCUUUGCCCUCUCUCGCUACCUCGACCUGCUCGGCGGUCGCGCAGAGGCCGAGCCUGACGCUGGUCACGACGCAGACGACCCGGUCGCCCGCUACGAUCUCGCUGCCACCCUCAUGGCCCUGGGUGACUUUGAGCAGGCGCUCGAAGGCUUUCGCGCUGUCUUUGAGGCCUCACCUGACAUCCUCAUGGCCAAGUGGUCCGAGGCCAUCGUCUCGCUUGCCCUCCACCAGCCCGACGACGCUGUCGACGCCCUCCACGAGCUCCUUGCCGUCGAUGCCCACCACGCCUACGCCCACGCGCUCCUUGGCAUCAUUGCCGAGCGCCACCCGGACGCCGUCGGCUCACUCGGCCUCCCGCGCUUCUCGCAGCGGCCGCACGCCGUCGACGCUGCCGACCUCGCCGCCUACACUGGCUUUGUCCCGCCACCCGGCUGGACGCCGCCAACACUGCCGUUCCCCACCACCCGCGCCGACAUGGACGCCUUUGUGGCCAACCAUGUCGCCACCCGCAAGCCGGCCAUCUUGGCCCUUCCCACCGUGUCCGACGGCUCGCCUGACUUUGCGCCGCUCGGCUGGAACUCGGCCACUGCAACCGAGCUAGACACCCACGCCAUGGCCGCCGCCCUCGGCAACACCACCGUCACUGUCCAGACCUCGGCGCUCAACGAGCCCAUCUCUGGUCUCGCUUCCAUCAUGGCUGCCAUGCCCAUGUCUGCCUACCUCGACAUGCUCACCGACUCGUCCGGCCGCCUCGACGAGCUCUUCUUCUACCUCAAUGUCCAACAGACCGGUCACGGCAAGUACUCGCCGCUUCUUGCGCCCUUUGAGGCCGACUUUCCCGUCCCGCCGCUCCUUGCCGAUGCCCUCGGUGCAGACGUCGCCUCGGUCAACGUCUGGGCCGCUUACGCCACCUCGCCGUCGGUUGUCUUCAACUCGUCGCUCCACAACGACGAGCGCGACAACAUGUACAUUCUCCUUCGCGGCCAAAAGGCGUUCCGCAUCCGCUACUCCCGCCCCAACACCCGCGCGGAGCCGCUCUUCCCGCACUUUGCUGCCGUCCGCAACCCGUACGACGUUGACACCAACCGCUUCCCGCGCGCCGCAAACCUCCAGCCGUCCAUCGCCAUCAACUUCUGGUGGACGUACAAGCCCAAGCCGUAA